Molecule: messenger RNA, 1479 nt
Organism: Centruroides sculpturatus (bark scorpion)
Lineage: Eukaryota; Metazoa; Arthropoda; Arachnida; Scorpiones; Buthidae
Exons: 5
Coding region: 1087-1440 (117 amino acids)
Source: RefSeq, a predicted model, not a curated record
ACCUAGUGUUUUAUGCUUUUAUAUCUUCUUUCUACCUCUUCCUACCUAUGUGUUUUAUGCCUGUCUUUCUACCCCCUUUUAACCUAGUGUUUUAUGCUUUUAUAUCUUCUUUAUACCUAUGUGUUUCAUACCUGUUUUUCUACCCCCUUUUAACUGAUUGUUUUAUAGCUUUAUACUUGUUUCUACCUUUUCCUAUCUGUACGUUCCAUCUUUACAUCUUUUAUUCUUAUUUUCUUACAACCUCUUUUUAUUAUACUUGUCAACUCUCAACUUCUUGUUUAUCUCUUUUAUAUUUUCCCACCUUUCUUCCAACCUGUGUCCAGCCGUGUAUUCCAUACUUUCCUGUGUACAGUACCUAUCCUUUUUUAGUUACCUGUUCUAUACUUUGUAUCUUUCCCAAUACAGGAAAUCCUCGUUACUUCGAAUUAUCCGAAAUUUACAUAUUUUUGUACAAUAUGUCAAAUGCUACGUUUAUUAAGCAAACAGAAUUCCUGAAGUGUAAUACGAAUUUCAAAUAGUACGGUUACGAACUAACGGAAUUUCGUACUAUACGAGUUCGAAUUAACCAGGAACACCUGUAUAAGCUAUAUAUUUUACACCUUUCUGUCCGUUUUUGUCUUUAUUUAUCCUUUAAUAAUACCAAAGUAUUGUAACACAGCAGAAGCUAACUCCUCACUUACACGCAACUCGUUUUCAACGUAAAGUUGGCGCAAAAAGUGACUAAAAAAAUCCCCCUUCUAUAAAGAUAAAAUCCUGUGUUUUAUUUCACACUAGUUACUUAUGACGUCGAACACUUGUACCUUUUUUAAUUGUGUCGAUGGAUGGAAACAUUUCGGAACACAGCCAAGUUAAGGUUAUUCGCAGAAAUUUCUGUUUUUUCCCCUUUUCUUUGUUAAUAUCCUAAAUUCACGUAUAUUUUUGGAUUGUACACUUGUAUAUUGUUACGUAACUGACGUUGAAAUAAAUGUAGAAAGAAAACAAAAUAUGCAAAUUAAACGAAAUUUGCAUAUUUAGGCGACAAGAAUUUUUGGAAUCGUUACGUGCGUUGCUGCUUUAAUAUCUCCAAAAUUACAAAAGACCGUAUCAAUGUACCACAAUGGGAAUUUAUCAGACCUGAAGUCCAUCUACGUUAGCAUAUUGAUUAAUAAUUUUAUAGCAAUUUGUUUCAGUAUUCUUCUGGUGUAUGGAACGAGAAAAAAUUACAAGUUGGCAUUGAUUCCGUGGGUGGUGUGGAUGAUUAUAGAGUUAAUCGUGCAUGUCGUUUACGUGGGAGUGUUAAUUGUCUUCUCGAUUUCUAAUGCAAAGAUUGUUGGAUUGAUAAUAGGGAUAGUGUGUCUGAUAUCGUUAUUUAUAUGUUUACAGGUAUAUUUUAUACUGUGUGUGAUAUCUUAUUAUGAAUAUUUGAAAGAAAACGACGAUAAACCAAUCGAAUUGUCAUGAAAUCCUGGAAGAAGAUGCAAGGUAAUCAAUGAGAAGACA